Molecule: messenger RNA, 510 nt
Organism: Vicia faba (fava bean)
Lineage: Eukaryota; Viridiplantae; Streptophyta; Magnoliopsida; Fabales; Fabaceae
Source: the annotation of a GenBank genome assembly
AUGAAUAUCAAGUGUAUGUGGUAUUGGAACCCUAAGUAUAGCUUUAGUCGUGGCCUUAGACCCCUAAACUAUGAUAGUGGUGUUCUUAAGUUGGCCGAGGAUAUUAAGGGUUUUGAUUUGGUGGAUGUGUAUGUUGAGCACUCAAUAGAAGUGACUCCUGUUGAGGAUAAUGUUGAUGGUUGUCCAAACUAUGUUGAUGAUGAAGCUGACUCUAAUGUUGAAAUUAUAAGUAAUCAUGAUGAGACUGAAGUUGAAGUUGGAAGUGAACCUAUUGAGGCUGAAGUUGAAGUUGAAAGUGAACCUAUUGAGGCUGAAGUUAAAGUGGGAAGUGAACCUAUUGAGGUUGAAGUUGAAGUUGGAAGUAAACCUAUUGAGGCUGAAGUUGAAGUUGGAAGUAAACUUGUUGAAAUGGAUGACGGUAAUGAGGGUGAGACAAGUAGUUCUAGUCAUGAGGCUAAUAAGCAUGAUGCUGAAAGUGAGAAUAUUAAAGAGAAUGUGGAUUUGGAUUAG